AGAAUCAUGGAUACCCAAUCCCACCGCAUGAGCCUUCUUGUCGACAUGGAUAUGAACAGCCUGGCCAUGACUCUAACGGCCAUCAUCUUGCCUGUGCUCACCCUCUUCUACAUUCGCAACGACUACAACGACUGGCUGAGCCUGGGACCGGGAGGCACUCCGUCAACACCCUUUGGUUACGCAAAGAUCAAAUUGCUCUCUCUCAUCUGUCUACGAGAUCCACUAAGGCCGCUCUCCGUGCCCCCACACUUUCGACCGCAGAAGGGAUACCUAUCGUCCCUCCCUGCGCGAGCCGGAAAACGGCCACUGGUACAAGGCAUAGCGCCGCAGCGACAACGAACAGAGAAGUCCUCGUCGGACGUGUAUAGGAGCCUGGUCGGGAGCAUGCGUCGGUUGAUCGAGGACCCCGCAAACGCUCUGCUGGAGCGUACAAGCUGUUUCGAGAAGAACAGCUCCGGCCUGUUCUCCAGCGAGCCCAUCACGCGUACCUGCGGUGGGGAAGUGUGCCAUGCGCACCCCUCCGACGGCUCCAUGCACAUGACGUUGCACCCCGCUGACGCUAACGUUGUCCUGGAGAACGGCUGGGGCGAGCGUCACCCGCUAGCGAGGGGAGGCUGGUGCAGAAAGUUUGUUCCCCGGGAGUUCAUGUUGAUUUAUGCCCCCCGGGACCUUGAAGAGGUCGAGCAUGCCGUGGAAAUCAUUUCGGCCGCAGUGUGGUGGGUCGCGGGCAUUGACGUGAAGAAGGUCGGCUCUGAGAAGCGGGAUUCUGAUACGCGCGUACAAGAGUAUGUGGAAGCACAGAGCGCUUGUACAGCCUGCAGAACACAUGCUUGUGGGUCCAAGGCUGUGGAAAAGAUGACUGGAUACACGUGA
Molecule: messenger RNA, 873 nt
Organism: Periconia digitata
Lineage: Eukaryota; Fungi; Ascomycota; Dothideomycetes; Pleosporales; Periconiaceae
Source: the annotation of a GenBank genome assembly